AUGGCUAGCAAACCAGUAUUCAAAUAUCUGGUGCCUGAGGAAGGACCACGCGCAUUGCAGAAUGAUGAAAUGCACGCGGAGUUCAAAUUGACACUGACACCUCAGGCACCAACUCCCCACCGCUAUGAGUUUAAACUACUCGAGUUCGGUGAUAUACAAGUCGCUACUAAGGUUGAGAACAAUUAA
This is a messenger RNA of Penicillium odoratum, 186 nucleotides long. RefSeq lists its product as uncharacterized. Bases 1 to 186 code for a protein of 61 amino acids. Lineage: Eukaryota; Fungi; Ascomycota; Eurotiomycetes; Eurotiales; Aspergillaceae. The transcript has a single exon. The record is from RefSeq and is a predicted model, not a curated record.